This is a messenger RNA of Dendrobium catenatum, 2396 nucleotides long. Its product is annotated as 60S ribosomal protein L5, mitochondrial. The record is from RefSeq and is a predicted model, not a curated record. Gene Ontology annotation, biological process: translation. The transcript has a single exon. Lineage: Eukaryota; Viridiplantae; Streptophyta; Magnoliopsida; Asparagales; Orchidaceae. Gene Ontology annotation, molecular function: RNA binding; structural constituent of ribosome. Bases 1690 to 2244 code for a protein of 184 amino acids. Gene Ontology annotation, cellular component: cytosolic large ribosomal subunit; ribosome.
AGAUAGGCUCGAGCAAAGCGAAGAAGGAGAGAGCAGGAUUUUGUAUAUCUUCACCACUCCUUGUUUAUCAAAAAAAGAUCCAGUUAUGGCCUUAUUUGCAGUGUAUAUGGACAUAGUGUUAACUGGAAAUUACAUUCCUAGUCUAAAAGAAUUGUUUGCGAAGUGCGAAGAGAAAAUCUGCUUUUUUUUCUAUGAAAGGACCUAGGAGACCCAGCUCCAAUGCCUGCCUAAAGAGGGGCGGGCUAGCAUGCCCCUCAUCAGGCCGAUCCCUAGCAACUUCAGCGGUUGCAAGAGCAAAUGGCCGAAUUGCUAAGAUGCAAGAAAGCAUCCACAGGAUUCAAUUCUUUCUGCUUGAACUCCUUCAGGGGAUGGCCUCAUGCCCAUUUGAGAAAGAGUCUGUCGCUGCAAGAUAGACGUAGCCUUGAGAUGAUGGGGUUGCCCGAUGACGUCCAUGCCCAUCAUCGACGAAAGGCAAGGAAAUCAUAGUAGGAUGUAGAGGUUCCGGCGGUUGUAUGAUAAAGUCCGCGUGUAUUCACGUGACAUCUUUUGUUUUGGAAAACUGGAUAGCAUCCUUUAUCAUAGAAGGCCAGUACCCAAGUGUCUCAAUUGAUGGUACAACUGAGGUCCUGACUGAUGUGCACCACAAACACCGGAGUGUGCUUCUUAGAAAGCCAGUUUGGAUUCUUCUUCGGAGAGACACCUUAAUACUUAAUAGGAUCCCAUCGAAGGAUCGCCGAUAGAAAGAUUGACAUAUACGUAUGACGGAGCCCGCCUUUUUUUUUCUCAUUAGUUUGAGGCGUUGAUCCUGGGGCACUUCCCCAGGUUCAAAACUCAACCCGAACUUCACUUCUUAUUAUUAACUCAUUCUUUGGAGACAUCGCGAGUGUCGUCUCUGCCCCGAACAAGAAAACAUCCACAUGCUCAAUAAUGAAGAUCUUCACAAGCUUACUUGAAUCUCUACUGAGAAUCCCAUCAACCCAAGUCCGGUCUUUUUUUUUAGGUUUUCGUUGGUACCUAUGACUCGUGUGCUUGUGCCUCGAGUUGCUAUGUAGCACGUGAUGCGGUUUCUAUUUCCUUAAUACUAAAUGCCUAUCUUUCUAAGAUGACAUGGAUGAGAUGCAUCGAAUACAGAAGAAAAGCUGUUCGAGAAUCCCCUGCUUGAGAGGAGACAGGCUCGACUGUAGAGGAUAUAGAGAUAGAAAAAAGCUAGACUGCAACCCGUCUUUUUGAUGAAAAAGCAUUUUUCCGGAUCCGAGAAAAACAAAACUUUCAUGCCACCCAUGGGAAAAAGUCAUAAACCGUCUUUCCCUUAGUGAAGUCACAUUUCAAUCUGGAAAUUGUCAAUCAACAUGGGGUCAAAGUCAUAAAACGUCUUUCCCUUAGUGAAGUCACAUUUCAAUCUGAAACUUUUUCAUCCACCCAUGGUCUUUUUGUAUAAAACGCAUUUCUCUACUUCAAUUCCAUGAUUGUAUAAUUUCCCGGAUUGGAGAUCUUUCUUUCCGGAUCUAAUAGGCUCGACUAAAAGGAGAGGUGCGGAGCAAAGAGAUGAGUGUAAUACCGCUUGUUCGCACUGAACGAAGAUAAAACUUUACUUAACGUGACGUUAGUUUUGGUUCGAUCCACUAUCAUUUUGUAAGCGGAUAGUUCACAGUGCUCAUUAGAAAAAAAAACCGGAAAAGCCAACUCAUCAUGAUGUUUCCACUCCAUUUUCAUUACGAAGAUGUAUCACGUCAGGAUCCGUUGCUCAAACCGAAUCACGCCAACGUUAUGGAAGUUCCUGGAUCGUGUGAAAUCAGAUUAGUACCAAACUCUGAUUUCAGAAUCCUAUUUGGAAAAUUGGCUAUGGAGAUGACGCGCGGUCAGAGAUUCUUUCAGACAAAAAGGGGGCCUUCUUUCCAAGCAGGAAAGUCGUUUCGAUCCAAUCCGUCCGAAAAAGACACUGGAUAUGUCAGUGACUUUGCACGAAAAAGCGCUCUCCGAGGGCAUGGAAUGUAUCAUUUUUUGGUAAGAAUCUCGACAGUAAUGUCUCUUUUCUAUUCUCCGGUCGAAAUAAGGGAAAACCCCAUUUUUGUUUCGAUGGAAACGGAGUUUUGCGAAUUCUCCCCGGAACUGGAAGAUCAUUUCGAGAUCUUCGAGCAUCUUCGAGGGUUCAAUGUGACUAUUGUAACUUCGGCCAACACAAAAGAUGAGACUUUACCACCGUGGAGCGGCUUUUUGCUAAAAGAUGAGGGGGAAACUCAGUAAGAUGUCGGAUAAGCGAAAUCUAAGAGAUCACAAACGUAGAUUGCUCGCGGCUAAAUAUGAAUUGAGACGAAAGCUUUCUAAAGCCUUUUGUCAAGAUCCCGAUCUUCCGUAUGAUAUGCGGGACAAACAUCGUUCUAAGUUGUCCAAGUUGC